AUGAAGUUACAGAGUCUGAUCUUGGCGGCUAUUUUCUUCAACCUUGCAUGUACGCAGAUGGUUAAGGGGCAACCACGCAAGGAUUGCCAAACUAGAUGUGGCAACAUCACAAUCGAGUACCCUUUCGGCAUUUCUACAGGUUGUUACUAUGCCGAAGAUCGAAGUUUCAGUCUCACAUGUAACGAGGAAGGGAAGCUAUUCUUUGGCAACAUGCACGUAACCAACAUUUCUCACAACGGCCAGCUGCGUGUCCAGUUUAAUAGGUCUUACACUUGCUACGACAGACAAGGAAAGUUGAGUGUUGAGAUAUACUACAAUUAUACGCUGGCUAACUUAUCUGUCGCCACCAACAACAAGUUUACUUUGGUAGGUUGUAACGCUUAUGCACUUCUGACCACUUUUGGUGACCAAAGUUACUCUACUGGAUGCAUGUCAUUAUGCAAUUCUCGCCCGGCACCAACUAGAGUAUGUAAUGGUCAAGGUUGCUGCGAGACGUCUAUCCCUUUGGAUAAGGAAGUAUUCAGAACUAGAUCGUUGAAAUUCAGAACAAGUUCUAAACGCUUCGCCAUGACGACUUCUGUGUUGUAUGACUUUAAUCCUUGCACCUACGCCUUUCUUGUUGAGGAUGGUAAGUUUAACUUCAGUUCUACAGAAGAUCUUCGGAAUCUGCGGAAUGUCACGGACUUCCCUGUGGUACUAGACUGGUCUAUUGGAAAUCAGACAUGCGAGCAAGUUGUAGGCAGGCGCAUAUGCGGUGAGAACACCGAGUGUUUCAAUUCUACUCGUGGAAUCGGAUAUCAAUGUAGAUGUACAGAAGGUUUUGAGGGGAAUCCCUACCUUCCAGACGGUUGCAAAGAUAUCGAUGAAUGUACUCAUACUAUCCGAGGACAUAAUUGUUCGGAUCACAGCACCUGUGAGAACAUCCCUGGAAGCUUUCUUUGUAAUUGCAAAUCUGGUUACGACUUAGAUACCACCACUAAUAUCUGCAUGCCAAAAGACCGGCCUGAAUACUAUAAAUGGACUCAAAUUGUUCUUGGAACCACCAUCGGCUUCUUGGCCAUCCUGCUUGUUGUUGGCUGUAUACAACAGAGGAUGAAGCAACGGAACGACACCAGACUCCGACAACAAUUCUUCGAGCAAAACGGCGGUGGUAUGUUGAUACAGAGACUCUCAGGAGCAGGGUCCUCAAACGUUGAUGUCCAAAUCUUCACUGAGAAAGGCAUGAAGGAAGCAACCAAUGGUUAUGACGACAGCAGAAUCCUGGGCCAGGGAGGCCAAGGAACUGUCUACAAAGGGAUAUUACCAGACAACUCCAUAGUUGCUAUAAAGAAGGCUCGCCUUGGAGACUGUAGCCAAGUAGAGCAGUUCAUCAACGAAGUGCUCGUGCUUUCAAAAAUCAACCAUAGGAAUGUGGUCAAGCUCUUGGGCUGCUGUCUAGAGACUGAAGUUCCCUUUUUGGUCUAUGAGUUCAUCGCCAGUGGCACCCUUUUUGAUCACUUGCACGGUUCCAUGUUUGAUUCCUCCUUUACAUGGGAACAUCGCCUGAGGAUAGCAAUAGAAGUCGCUGGAACUCUCGCAUAUCUUCAUUCCUCUGCUUCUAUUCCAAUCAUCCACCGCGAUGUCAAGACUGCUAACAUUCUCCUGGAUGAAAACUUGACUGCAAAAGUAGCCGACUUUGGGGCUUCAAGACUGAUACCGAUGGAUAAAGAGCAGCUCACAACUAUGGUGCAAGGAACUCUAGGCUACUUAGACCCAGAAUACUACCACACGGGGUCGCUGAACGAAAAAAGCGAUGUCUAUAGCUUUGGGGUAGUCCUCAUGGAACUGAUCUCCGGUCAAAAGGCAUUGUGCUUUGAAAGGCCACAGUACUCAAAACAUCUGGUCAGUUACUUUGCUUCUGCCACAAAAGAGAAUAGGUUGCACGAGGUUAUUGAUGGGCAAGUGAUGAACGAGGGUAAUCAGAGAGAGAUCCAGGAAGCUGCAAGAGUUGCUGUUGAGUGUACAAGAUUGACGGGGGAGGAAAGGCCAAGGAUGAAGGAAGUAGCUGCAGUUCUUGAGGGCUUGGUAGCCACUAAAACCAAACAUCAGUGGUCGGAUCAGUAUCCUGAGACAAAGGAAAGUAAUUACUUGCUCGGUGUUGAAAUCUUAUCAGCACAAGGAGAAACUAGUAGCACUGGCUAUGACAGCAUCAAGAAUGUAGCAUACUGGGACAUCGAAGCUGGCCGCUGAUAUUUGUCUGAAAAAAAUCACAGGUAUGUCUUUGUUUGUGAAAGUAUAAAGUCAUUUCUAUAUUGCUUUCUCUCCUCUUUUGUCCUCGUAAAAUCCAGUGUAUCAAAACAUAUACAUUCAAGAAUAUUUAUGCUUCGAGAGAUUUAUGUAGACCAUCAAUAUUAAUAAUUCCCCUGAA
Messenger RNA from Eutrema salsugineum, 2407 nucleotides. Its product is annotated as wall-associated receptor kinase 5. NCBI's taxonomy places the organism in Eukaryota, Viridiplantae, Streptophyta, Magnoliopsida, Brassicales, Brassicaceae. Gene Ontology annotation, molecular function: calcium ion binding; ATP binding; protein serine/threonine kinase activity. The record is from RefSeq and is a predicted model, not a curated record. Gene Ontology annotation, cellular component: plasma membrane. Gene Ontology annotation, biological process: protein phosphorylation; cell surface receptor signaling pathway.